AUGGAGACCGCCGACAUCCUGGAAGAAAUCGACAUGCUGCAAAGGGUUGUUAAGCAGCAGUCAGAAGUCAUAGACUCUGUUCGACAGGUUCUGGCCAAGCUACACCCCAAAGCACACGGUAAAGCUUUACCAAAGCACAGGAACAUAAGUUAUAACACAGUCAAAAUCGGACAUAUAAACGGCAAUUUCAUGUUCAGUACCCACGACCGGAACACAGUCCAUAUGGCCAGUGAGACACAGAUCGAAGAAGAAGCUGGUAAAAUCAUUCAAGAAGCCAUCAGGCAGCUAGGGACAAUCAUGAGCGAGCUUGAAAAGCUGAAAGAAGAAGCACAGAAGACGCACACGCUGCUUAAGCAGGCUGCCGCCAAUCUUGCCGAGGCGAGAUCGACCUCAAAACAGGACAUGGCCAUCAUGAUAUUUACUGUGGUCACUAUUAUUUUUCUCCCUCUCUCAUUCUUUACGUCGUAUUUCGGCCAAAACCUCUCCGAAGUGACUCAUGAUGAAAACAAUCCUUCCAGCCGGGAAUUGUGGGCGAUCGGAAGACCAAUCAGCGCAGUCAUCAUUCUUGUCGCUCUCUUCUUCGGCUUCUACAUAAGCAAGCCGGAAUAUAGGAUUUGGUGGUGGAAGUCUUGGCUUCCGUUCAAAAAUCGCACACGGGCUGUCAGCGAUGGUACCUCCACGGUGUAAACGGCCUCCAACAUAGCGCGGAUAAAAUUGAGAGGCCAAAGAGAUGCCAAAAAGUUCAUUUUUUAAGAAGAAAAAAAGCCAGUAGCGAGUAACCUGGUUGUCACUCUUGAAUAACAGAUGACCGACAUGCAUAUAAAAACACGACAGGGAAUGCUCUAUUUAGA
Messenger RNA from Pyricularia grisea, 851 nucleotides. RefSeq lists its product as uncharacterized. Gene Ontology annotation, molecular function: cobalt ion transmembrane transporter activity; cobalt ion binding; magnesium ion transmembrane transporter activity. NCBI's taxonomy places the organism in Eukaryota, Fungi, Ascomycota, Sordariomycetes, Magnaporthales, Pyriculariaceae. The record is from RefSeq and is a predicted model, not a curated record. Gene Ontology annotation, biological process: metal ion transport; transmembrane transport. Gene Ontology annotation, cellular component: membrane. The transcript is spliced from 4 exons. Bases 1 to 687 code for a protein of 228 amino acids.